AUGACGCCACGGGGUCAGGAAGGCGGAGAAGGAGGAGGAGCCAAGAUGGCGGCAAUGGCGGCGCUGUGCCGGAGGCUGAGGGCGCUGGGCCGGGGCGUCAGGGGGCUGCAGACCCCGCCGGCUCCCCCCCGCUAUGAGGAGUCCACGGCCGAGUUCGGGUUCGUGCAGCGGCUGCUGCCCCCCAGCCGCGUGCCCGAGCCGCCCCCGCACCCCAAAUACCCGACCCCGAGCGGCUGGAGCCCCCCCGCAGGCUGCCCCCCGGAGCUGCCCUACUUCGUGGGCCGCUCCCGCAUGCACAACCUGCCCGUGUACCUGAGCCGGCGGCAGGGCCGGCGCCUCACGGCGCUGCGCCGCAUCCACGGCGACAUCUGGGCGCUGGAGCGGGACCUGCGGGCGUUCCUGGGCUCGCUGGGGCUGCCCGAGGUGCGGGCGCAGGUGAACGAGGUGACGGGGACGCUGCGGCUGCGCGGGCACUGCGGGCACGAGGUGCGGCAGUGGCUGCUGCAGAGCGGCUUCUGAGAGCCCCGGACCUGCGGGGCACCCCAAGAUCUGCCGAGGACACCCUGAAAUCUGCCAAGGGCACCCCAAAUCCUGCUGAGGCACCUCAAAUCCUGCCAGGGACACACCAAAACCUGCCAGGAAUACCCCAAAAUCUGCCGAGGAC
This is a messenger RNA of Oenanthe melanoleuca, 664 nucleotides long. RefSeq names its product mitochondrial ribosomal protein L49 (gene MRPL49). Gene Ontology annotation, molecular function: structural constituent of ribosome. Gene Ontology annotation, cellular component: mitochondrial large ribosomal subunit; ribosome. Gene Ontology annotation, biological process: translation. Lineage: Eukaryota; Metazoa; Chordata; Aves; Passeriformes; Muscicapidae. The coding region runs from base 1 to 519 and encodes 172 amino acids. The record is from RefSeq and is a predicted model, not a curated record. The transcript has 4 exons.